Messenger RNA from Fragaria vesca subsp. vesca, 681 nucleotides. Its product is annotated as putative Holliday junction resolvase-like. Bases 102 to 647 code for a protein of 181 amino acids. Lineage: Eukaryota; Viridiplantae; Streptophyta; Magnoliopsida; Rosales; Rosaceae. The transcript is spliced from 6 exons. Gene Ontology annotation, biological process: rRNA 5'-end processing. The record is from RefSeq and is a predicted model, not a curated record.
GAACCAAAAAGAGCUGAAGAACCACUGUGAGCGCCCACCAAGUGUUCGACGAAAUGCCACAGUGAACUCACCGCUGCAAUUUCCAUCUCAGCCGCGCAGAGAUGAAGUACGUCAGGCCGUGGAACCUGUUCCUCGAUUUGCAGAAGGCCAAAGCUGCCGGAGGCGGCGGCCGCCUGCUCGGCUUGGACGUCGGCGACAAGUACGUCGGCCUCGCCGUCUCCGACUGCCAUAACAAAAUCGCAUUGCCUCUAAGUGUUCUGCUUCGGAAGAAAUCAACCCUGGGAUUAAUGGCCGAAGAUUUCCAGAACCUGGCGUUGGAGUUUUCACUGGUGGGAUUUAUUGUUGGCUGCCCUCUCGACACGCUGAGAAAGAAUCCUGGGGUUUUCCAAGUAAAACGUCUGAUUGAUGAUCUCUGCAAGACGGAAAAACUUGAAGGCAUGAAGUAUACGUAUUGGGAUGAGUGCUAUACUUCACAGAAUAUUGAAUUACUGCUGAAGCCUUUGAAUAUCCAUCCGGGUCAUGCGAAGACAAUUGCUGACAAGUUUUCUGCUGUCGGUAUACUCCAGGGGUACUUGGAUUAUGUGAACAGGAAGCUGACAUCGGAUCAAAAGCCAUUACCUUUGCUGAAAUCCUCAUCGACGAAAUAGACGGCUAAGACUGUUCAAUAGUAUUAGCAGAUGA